This is a messenger RNA of Schistocerca gregaria, 1642 nucleotides long. RefSeq lists its product as uncharacterized. Bases 616 to 1506 code for a protein of 296 amino acids. NCBI's taxonomy places the organism in Eukaryota, Metazoa, Arthropoda, Insecta, Orthoptera, Acrididae. The transcript has 2 exons. The record is from RefSeq and is a predicted model, not a curated record.
CUAUUAGGAAUUAUAUACUUAUAUAGAUACGGUGUCUGUUUUUUUGGACAUGUCCUAAAGAACAGGCACCAUUGAUGACCUGCAGUCAUGUACAAUGAAAUUACAAUUAUAUAAUAAUACCUUCAGUUGCUGACGGCUGAAGGUAUUAAUACAUAAUUCUAAUUUCUUUCUAUUAGGAAUUUCCCUAGACCUCACACUAGAAAACAACUGAUUUCAUUUCUAGGACUCUGUUCUUAUUUUGGACCUUUCCUGUCACAACAACUACUUAACAGUAAGCAUCUUCUAGAUUUUCUUAAGAAGACACUGGUAUGGAUCUGAUCUGAGCAGUGCCAGCAAGAUUUUGAUAACACAUAACUGAAUACAAACAUUUUAGACCAUCCAGACUUUAGUUAAGAUUUUUGUUUGCUGUGUGACACGUCAUUUCGUGGCUUGGGUUGUUGCCUAUUUCCAGUAGUUAAGAACGGAAAAGAGGAACAGGUAAAUACCAAUUGAUUUGCAAGCCACACUGUAAGUGAAUGUGAAUGUACUUAUUCAACCAAUGCUCCUGAAACUCUUUCUAUUGUCUGGGCUUUCAAAAAGUUUAACUAUUAUUUAUAAGGUGUCAGGCUGGGUUACAUGAAGCAAAAUCCUGAAAUCGACAGUCUCGCUUUUGCAGAUGAUCUAACAAUUUUUUCUGAUUCCAUGGAAGCAGCUGAGAGACAGAUUAAUGAGUUUAAUGUACAGGCACACAAGACUGGCCUCCAAAUUUCAUUUCAGAAAAACGAGGUUAUAAUGAACAUAAAUUCACCACCAAGGGAGCUUGCAGUGGGUCAAGGCAAAAUUAAGCGAGUUGAAAAGUUUAAAUAUCUCGGAGAAUGGAUAACAGCCACCUUAUCAGAGAAAGAAGUCUUCAUAUCACGCAUGAACAAAAUGAAAAUGGCAUUCCAUUUAUUCAAAAACAUUUACAACAAAAGAUCAGUAUCGUUCAAUGAAAAGUUAAGGCAUUACUGUAGUGCUAUCCGUCCAGAGGUCUUGUGCACUUCUGAAUGCCUCGCAAUGAACAAAAAUGGCCUAAUCGAAAAGCUGGAGGCCAAGGAAAGGAAGACUUUGAGAAAGAUCUUAGGUCCCAUUAAAGAGAAUGGUGAAUAUAGAAGACAUCAUAAUCAUGAACUAUGUUCCCAUAUAGAGAAGAUAACUGACACCAUCCAGAAAAGGAGGAUUGUGUUUCAUGGACAUAUGACUCGAAUGAGCCCUGGAAUAGUCAUCAAUUGUAUGAUCACCUACUUUCAGGAGAGAAAAACAAAAUGGGCAUGGUUCACAGAGGUAGAGAAAGGUGUUAAAGAAAUGGGAAUCAUCCGUGAUGACAUCUUGGAGCAUAUCUCACUCAAGGAGAAACUUAUGGUGUGGCAGGGUUUGCAAGAAAAGUCAAAAAUGAAAACAGGGAAGGCUUGGACGAGGAGAGGAAGGAGCAACACUGAGAAAAAAAGUUGUGAGCAAACAUCAGAACAUGUAAUGCAAGACAGUUGAAACGAAAUAACGUGGUCCAAAGACAGCCUACACGAAAUGAAUGAAUGAAUGAAUGUAUCGUAAACAUGACAAUUUAUACAGAUCACCAAUCACCGACAUUUUUGUUAACAUGUAAGUUAGUUCACCCUAGAUUUAU